Molecule: messenger RNA, 1877 nt
Organism: Ananas comosus (pineapple)
Lineage: Eukaryota; Viridiplantae; Streptophyta; Magnoliopsida; Poales; Bromeliaceae
Product: cleavage stimulation factor subunit 50
Exons: 14
Coding region: 380-1567 (395 amino acids)
Biological process (GO): mRNA 3'-end processing
Cellular component (GO): mRNA cleavage stimulating factor complex
Molecular function (GO): protein binding; RNA binding
Source: RefSeq, a predicted model, not a curated record
AACUUUGUUUUUUUGGGUCCUUUUCCCUGGCGAGCUAGGGUUUUAGAAAUUGAUCACUGCGAGUUAAUUUAGUAGCUCAGAUUUGGGGCUUUUCAGAUAUAGUCGAAACUCAAUCGCCUCGAAAGUGUCGAUUUUGCCUUGAAUUUGUUAUGAAAGUUCGAUUUUUGAAGGAAAAUUUAGAUUCCUACGCUUUCUUUUUAGCUUAAUUUUGAAUCAAAACACUCCCAAAUUCUCCCAAUUAUAAUGGAGGCGUAUUUGGAGCAGACCCUUCAGGAGGGGACGCUCCUUCGCCAGGUUAAUGCUUUGAUCGUCACCCAUCUCCGCGACCACAAUCUCAAUCAGUUUAACGUAGGCCGCGACCGCAGUUGCUUCGGCCACCAUGACGCCUUUGAACGCAGAAGCUCCCCCAAACAAGCUUCUGGAACUCGUUGCAAAGGGUCUUGCGGCGGAGAGGGACGAGGCGUCGAGGGGAGUUUCUUCUGGUGGUGUUGGUGUUGAUUCUUUUGGAGGGAUGUUGGCAGGAUAUGGCAUGGUUCAUCUUCCUACCAAUGCUGUAGAUUUCAGUGCGGUGCAGGAUACUAAAGGUUCCUCCAAGAGCUUCCCGAAGCAUGAGACCAGGCAUGUUUCAGAGCAUAAGAAUGCUGCUAGAUGUGCAAGAUUCAGUCCUGAUGGGAGAUUCUUUGCAACUGGGAGUACGGACACAUCUAUCAAGCUUUUCGAGGUUUUAAAAGUCAAGCAAAUGAUACUUGGAGAUGGCAGGGAUGGUCCUAUUCGCCCUGUUGUUAGAACAUUUUAUGAUCAUUUACAGCCGAUCAAUGAUUUGGAUUUCCAUCCGCAAAAUACUAUAUUGAUAUCUGGGGCAAAGGACCACACAAUUAAGUUCUUUGAUUUUUCGAAAACGGUUGCUAGGAGAGCUUUUAGAGUUAUCCAGGAUACGCAUAAUGUGAGAUCUGUUUGUUUUCAUCCUUCUGGGGAAUAUCUCUUGGCCGGGACUGAUCAUCCUAUUCCGCAUUUAUAUGAUAUCAAUACUUUCAAGUGUUACUUGUCAGCAAAUGCCCAAGACCUAAAUGCGAAUGCUGGCAUCAACCAGGUGCGAUAUUCAACUACCGGCAGUACUUAUGUUACAGCUUCGAAAGAUGGUUCUAUUCGUGUAUGGGAUGGAGUAACUGCACAAUGUGUUCGGUCUAUAAUUGGGGCACAUGGGUUGGCUGAGGCCACUAGUGCAAGUUUCACAAAGGACCAGAGGUUUAUUCUAUCUUGCGGGAAGGAUUCUUCUAUAAAGUUAUGGGAAGUUGGCACAGGAAGACUGGUCAAACAAUAUCUGGGUGCAAUCCACACGCACUUGCGUUGCCAGGCUGUCUUCAAUGAAACAGAGGAAUUCAUUCUAUCAGUCGACGAACCGAAAAAUGAGGUUGUUAUUUGGGAUGCUCUCACCGCUGAAAUUACAGAAAGGUUGCCGUCCAAUCACAUCGGUGCGCCAAGGUGGAUAGAACACUCUCCAGCUGAGGCAGCAUUUGUCACAUGUGGGAACGAUAGAUCAGUUAGAUUCUGGAAAGAGACUCUAUAGGCGGGUGCGAACUGCGAAGUAACCAAUAUACUGAAAUGCUCCAGUGCGUACUCAGGAUAACAUUAUGAUCCAUAGAUAUACAUCUGAUCCACUCUUGUUUUUCAUGUUUGUGGAAAAAGGAGAGGGUAGGUCUCAAAUAGAGUGUCAACUUAGUUUUUCUUUCUUGAUUAACUCCCUGCAGUUUUCUCGUAUUGCAGUUGCUCAUGUUUUAGAUUUCUUUAAUGGCAAUAUGAGUAAUCCUGUUGUGCUAACCAUGCUAUUCUUUGAUUCUGGUUGUUCUGUUUAAAUGCAAUUGACUCAAUUACUAGAC